AUGGCUUUCUAUUAUGUGCACUUCUAUUACCCGGGAGUUCGGCUUACAAGAGCUGCAGAAGACGUUUGUGAUUGCUGUAUAUUCGGAAAAACCACGCACAUCAAUGAGGCCAUUGCUCAGCGUAGGUUUGUGUCAAAAUUUAUUAAAUCUUACACGGCCUUGCAUGCACCGGACCAACAACUACCAGAUGACAUUAUUCCUGACACAUACGACACCUGCGAUGAUGACACCAUUGUUUUUGGUGGGGGAAUAUCGAUGCCGCAUUAUGGCCAUUCACGUCCGUCAUCGGAUUAUUUUAACAGCAACCUGAUCAUCCAGAAGGAGCCGAUGCCCUUUGCAGCCUAA
Molecule: messenger RNA, 345 nt
Organism: Phytophthora infestans T30-4
Lineage: Eukaryota; Oomycota; Peronosporomycetes; Peronosporales; Peronosporaceae
Exons: 5
Coding region: 1-345 (114 amino acids)
Source: RefSeq, a predicted model, not a curated record